AUGUCUAAGAUUGACAAAACAAACAGCCCAGUGCCUGAUGGUUAUGGAAGUGCCUUCUCAAAAGUGACAUGGAGGAUAGUGGAUAGAGAUAUGACAGAAAUAGUCUUGGAGUUCUUUCAGAAUGAGCGAUUGUUGAGGCAAGUGAAUAUCACCAACAUUGCACUCAUUCAAAAGAUGGAAGUUCCAGAACAUGCAAGUCAGUUUAGACCAAUUGCAUGUUGUAAUGCAGUAAUUCACAAAUGCAUUUCAAAACUAAUUAGGACUAGACUCAAAGAGGUUGUGAACCAUGUAAUAGCAGAAUAUCAAGUUGCAUUUGUGCACAGAAGAUCAAUGGUGCAUAAUACUCAGAUUUAA
Molecule: messenger RNA, 354 nt
Organism: Solanum verrucosum
Lineage: Eukaryota; Viridiplantae; Streptophyta; Magnoliopsida; Solanales; Solanaceae
Exons: 1
Coding region: 1-354 (117 amino acids)
Source: RefSeq, a predicted model, not a curated record